AAACCCUUUACGAAGUACAACUGCUACUCGCUUCCGUCCUCAUAAUGAAGAAACAGAUUUUGUCAACUUAUUUUUGUUGGUUGAAAACCGACAAGAAAACAGAGUAUAUGAUGAAGAAGACCGAGACAACGUCUUUCCUUUAAAUGAUGAAAACCGUCCACGAAGUACAACCGCUACUCGCUACCGUCUGUCUAAUGGAGAAACAGAUUUCGUCACAUUACUUUUGUUGGGGGUUGUUUUAUUUGUGACGCAUUUUGGCAGUGCUUUGUAUAGGGAUAACGUGGGAAGUUUCCAAUGGAAAAAUGUACUGAUCAUGAGCGAAAAGACAUAUAGAGAGGCCAUUGAUUGGGGGUCAUCUUUAUUUUCACCAAAGAAAUGUACUGAAAUUGAUAUCCUUAAACAGUACCGUGGUGUUGUAUUAGAUCAAGAUUUCGUGCAAGACUUCAUGCAUACUGGAGAAAUUACUAUCAAUGUAAAUUCCAAGAAGAUGGAAACUACAGUUGAUAGACAAGAUUUAGACAAAAUUGUUCUUUUCCAUGUUGCGUUAAUAAAUAAACAACGUGUUGACGUGUAUAUGCACUCUAUGGAAAGCGGAAUUUUAGUCAUUGCAAAGUAUUGCGAGCAGAAUCAACUUUGUGUAACGGUCAAAGUGAACACCAAAGGUUUAUUGCUUCAAAAUAUGAUUUCUGUGCCAUUCAAAACGGUUCUUGAGAAAAACAUCACAUUCAAGUUAAACAAAGAAAAUUUCCUUGUUACAUUUUCUCCCAGAAAAUCAAAAAACAGCACAAUAGCGCGCUUACCUGCAAUAAAUCUUAAUGGUUACGCACUCGUUGCAGGUCUUGGGUAUCCUAACUUUGCACGUACAACUCUUGCCUUUGGAAACUUAACGAUUUCUUGUCGAGUUCACAAAAAAAUACAUUUAUCUACUGAUGGCCAUGCAAUAUCGAAUUAUCAGGGUUUUGAAAAGCCUGUUGGAUAGUUUUGGUUUUAGCUCAU
Molecule: messenger RNA, 996 nt
Organism: Magallana angulata
Lineage: Eukaryota; Metazoa; Mollusca; Bivalvia; Ostreida; Ostreidae
Exons: 7
Coding region: 314-979 (221 amino acids)
Source: RefSeq, a predicted model, not a curated record